GCUGCUGCUGUUGGCCUUUUCUGCUCUAUAGUUCUAGAGUUCUACUAUCGCGAUACUACGCAUUGAACAGAGAGAGAAAGAGAGAGCAAACACAUAGAUCUGUGUGAGCUCAUUCAAUUCCCGCUCGCGCGCCUCCCAGACGAACAACCUCCUCCUCGUAUCUUCCUCACUCGCCCGCCCGCCCCGGCGCUGACCGCAAUCAUGAAAUUCACCACCACCACCGUCGUCCUCACCUCCGCGCUCCUCGCAGUAGCGCAACAACCAAUCACCAUCGACACCAUCAUCGCCAACGUGCAAAACAUCACCAACGGAUCCCUCGCCGUGCAAACCGCAGCCAACAACCUCACCACCCUCGCCGACGCCAUCCCUCUCAACGAAGCCUCCACACACGUCCAAGCCGCCUUAAACCUCAGCAUCUCCAACGCGCAACAACUCCCCGAAACUCUCAACCCAGCCGACGGAAUCAAACUGAUUCCCUACAUUCAAGAACUCGGCAAUGCCUCCGUCGGCGCCAUCACCACACUCAUCACCAAACAAGCCUUUUUCAUCAAUAAUAAUAUUGCAGCCCUAGUCUUGCCGUCGUUGGUGCUGCAGAAUCAGACUUCGUAUCAGUUUAAUGACGAAUUGACGAAGAGGAAUUCUCCUACUGUCAGAGAGGGAAGUGCUAUGCUUGCUAAACCCAUUACGGAUGCGUUGGCUGCGGGGAUUAAGGCGUUUUCGGAUAAUGGGACGUUGUGUGAUAGUGUGCCGUCGUGUUAUGAGGCGGCGGGCGUGGGGAAUUCUACGGGGGAGACGAGUGGGGCGGUGGGGGGUGGUGGUGUGGGUUAUGGGAGUGUGAUUGUUGCGGGGUUGGCGGCGUUUGCUGUUGUUGCGGUAUAGGAGAAAGAGGAAUUUUGCUUUUGGGUGAAUACUUUUUCACGUUCUGCAGACACCCCGAUUUUUUCAUGGCAGGUCUGGCAGAUUUUGGUUUCUUUUUUUGGGGGGUUUCUUUCUUCUUUUCGACGAAGUUGACGAUGAUGAAAGGGAACAGUAUUAUGAACAAAAACGUUACCUUACCUAAGGUACUUCUACGGCGGACCUCCGGAUGGUAUGAAACGCCCGUGCCUGAGGCUCUGAGCUUUCUUCUACUGUUUACGAACAGUGGCUAGCUAAGGUACCAGGUAGUAUGCGAUUUCCACUUUGGGCGAUUCUUGUAUGUACAGUUGGGAACGUUCAAUUUUCAACGAAUGAAAAGAAAAGG
Sphaerulina musiva SO2202 is the source of this 1240-nucleotide messenger RNA. RefSeq lists its product as uncharacterized. The record is from RefSeq and is a predicted model, not a curated record. Gene Ontology annotation, cellular component: extracellular region. The transcript has a single exon. The coding region runs from base 202 to 879 and encodes 225 amino acids. NCBI's taxonomy places the organism in Eukaryota, Fungi, Ascomycota, Dothideomycetes, Mycosphaerellales, Mycosphaerellaceae.